Messenger RNA from Heterostelium album PN500, 879 nucleotides. RefSeq lists its product as uncharacterized. The transcript is spliced from 2 exons. NCBI's taxonomy places the organism in Eukaryota, Evosea, Eumycetozoa, Acytosteliales, Acytosteliaceae. The record is from RefSeq and is a predicted model, not a curated record. Bases 1 to 879 code for a protein of 292 amino acids.
AUGACUAAUGAUACAGAUAAUAAUAUCAAAUCAAUGUCAUGCAUUGAACACAAUAAAUCAUUUAAAGUAAUUUGUUUCACUUGUAAUAAACUAUUGUGUUUAAGAUGUUCGUUCAAUCACAUCAAAGACCAACCAGAUCAUUGCGAACAUUCUGAACACAUCGAUGACAUCAAACAAGCUUUGAAAGAUAUAUCUAAUAAUGAUAAUAGUGAAAAUAGUGUUAAUAACUAUGAUAAUAAUAGUAAUAUUGAUAAUAUUAGUGAUAAAAAACAACAUUCAACAUUCAUUGAAUCAAGAAUCGAUUCAAUAUGGAAAUCAUUAAAGUCGUCAUCAGAAAGAUACCAAACAUUAACUGCGAAAGAGAAUCAGAUAAAACAACAUUUUGAACAGCUACAUCAACAUCUUAUCACUGAAGAGCAUAAGUUAAAGAAAGAUAUAAUCGAUGAUAUCGAUAAGAUCACCAAUGAAAUAAAUGACAAUGUCAAUGAAUUAAAACAUUUAAAUAACAUUCUAAAUAUGAAUAUCAACUUGAUGAGUAUGAACGAUGACCAUAGUAAUAAUAGUAGUAGCUCUAAUGAUGGUGAUUCAGUAGUUUUAGAUACAACAGAACAAUAUUCAACUAUAACAUCGAUCAUAUCGAUUUCAUCCAGUUCAUCAUUACUAUCAUUCAUUAAAGAUAAUCGACAAACUUUAUUCAAUGAUAAUAAUAAAAAGAUCAAUACAAAAGAACAGUUGGAGCAGUAUAGUAAUAACCCAUCAUUGUUGCUAUUGGACUCCAUUUAUAAAUAUAAUAAUCAAUUCCAACCAGACAGAAUGACAGGUGAAAGAGUGUAUUCUUUUAAUGAUAAAUCAGAGCAUAUAUUUAAUAUAAAAGUUUAA